AUAUUAAUUUCGUAGGUCAUUGUUGGAGGAAAAUUCAUACUUUUGCGACUAAGGAUACGUGGCUGUCAUUGUCUUGUUUCUAUAUGUAAGUUAAACGGCACACUCAAAGAUGGCUCCUUCAAAUGCCCUGUGCAUGAUACAAUCAGAAGUUUCACUUAUGCUAACUGCUUUGCGGUGUAGUCACAGGAAUUCUUUUAGGAUGUAUCAAGAUGAUAUUAAAAGGCCUCUGUUAUUGAGUUUUAACCAGUUAAGGUCUAUCCUAAAUGUAUCCAAAAGUGUUAAUGAACUGGAACCAUUGGUUUAUCUUACACCAUUCCUUGAGGUUAUCCGUUCAGAAGAUACAACAGGUCCGGUUACGGGUCUUGCAUUAACAGCUGUGGAUAAGUUUCUAUCCUAUGGACUUUUGGAAUUACCCUCUACUAAAUCAGACGAAUCAUCUUUAAAUAAAACUGGGUCGCUAAAUUCUAUCGGAUUAGCAGUAGAAGCGAUUGCCGAUGCAAGUACUCAAGCCCGCUUUGUGGGAACUGAUCCACGCUCUGCAGAGGUUGUGCUAAUGAAAGUGCUGCAUUUAUUACGGACAUUAUUACUCGUUCCUGCUGGAGCUCUCGUCUCAGAUCGAGCUAUUCGUGAGAUCCUACAGAGUUGCUUCCGCAUAUGUUUUGAACCAAAAUUGAGUGAAUUACUUAGAAGAACAGCUGAAUUGUGUUUGGCUUCCAUGAUUCAGUUAUUUUUCAGCCGUCUACCAACUCUAGUUGGAUUCAAAACAGAUCGAGUUGUGCAACAACCAACUGUACAACUUGAAAAUUCGACAAUGCUUUCUCAACCUGAUACACACUCUGAUGAUUUGCAAACAGUCGAUCCUCAACCACAACCUUAUACUAUUGAAACUGUAUGUGAAUUGCUGUCUAAUCUCAUACAUUCCCUUUCUCCUGAGCAUAAUAAAGAGAGUGUGAUUUCUAUUUCAUUAGGACUUAUUACAAUCGCACUAGAGACAGGGGCUGAUGCGAUAGCUAAUAGUCCACGAUUACUUCAUUUAGUUCGAGGUGAUUUAACCAAAUAUUUGAUGCUGCUAUUAUAUUCAGAAGACGUUUGGCAAUUCGCUGCUACUUUACGCGUAUGCUUUCUCCUGUUCGAAUCCAUGAGGAGUCAGUUAAAGUUACAAAUGGAAGUUUAUCUGCAAAGAUUAACUGCUAUCAUUUCUUCAGAUAAUGAAUCAACGGGUUAUGAACGACGUGAAAUUGCAUUGGAUUCAGUUGUUCGUUUAUUUCUCGUUCCUGGUUUAGCUGCAGAGCUUUAUGUAAACUAUGAUUGUGAUCCGUAUUGUUCUAAUCUGUUUGAAGAUAUUACAAAAAUGUUAGCUAAAAAUGCUUUUCCUGUUGUACGUUUAAUGGGUACUCAUUUACUAGCAUUGGAUGCCCUGUUAGCUGUAUUGAACACUAUUGAGGUCCAGUGCGGUGCAUCACAAGCAACAAUAAUAGAUCAAAAUUCUUUGAACAAAUCCCCAAAUUCAACAGAUUAUUUACCAUUAAUCGAUAAAAGUAGCGCUAUUGAUAGUAAGUAUAGAGUACGACCUAAUCGUCAUUUUGUUGAUUUAACAAAACUGCCAUCUCGAGAGGAAUUAAACAUUUCCAAGUCCAAAAAGAAGUUAUUAAUAUUGGGGUCAGAUCAUUUUAAUACAAAACCGAAACGUGGUAUAACAUUUUUACAAGAGAAUGAUAUUUUACAAAAACCAUUAAAUUAUGAUGAAUUAGCAUUGUUUCUUCGUGAAAAUCCACGUUUAGAAAAACGAAUGAUUGGUGAAUAUAUUAGUGAUCGUGAAAAUACUGAUGUAUUAACAGCAUUUGUUAGGCAGUUUAAUUUUGUUGGAGUUCCAAUUGAUGAAGCUUUACGUGUUUAUUUGGAAGCAUUUCGAUUACCUGGUGAAGCACCACUUAUUCAACGUAUAAUAGAACAUUUUGCAGAACAUUGGUAUACAUCAAAUCAAUCACCAUUUGUUGAUGUUGAUGCUGCUUUUACAUUAGCUUACGCUAUUCUUAUGUUGAAUACAGAUCAGCAUAAUCCAAAUUCUAAACGACAGAAUGCUCCAAUGCGUAUGGAAGAUUUUAAAAAGAAUUUAAGUGGUAUGAAUGGAAAUCAAGAUUUUGAUCCGAAACUUUUGGAAUUCAUUUACAAUAAUAUUCAUAAUCAUGAAAUUGUGAUGCCUAUUGAACAAACUGGUUUAGUUCGUGAGAAUUAUUUGUGGAAAUGCCUUCUACGUCGUUCAUCCACUAAACAAGCCCUAUUCAUUCAUGUACAAACUGGUGCAUUUGAUGCUGAUCUAUUCGAAUUAAUCUGGGGACCUACAGUAUCUGCUUUGUCGUUUAUCUUUGAUAAAACUACUGAUCCUGAAGUACAAUCUAAAGCGAUUGAUGGAUUUAACCGAUGUGCCACAAUAGCUGCUUAUUAUGGAAUGAGUGAUGUACUGGACAAUUUAGUUAUUUCUCUGUGUAAAUUUACAACUUUAUUAACUGCUAACGAUAAUCCUACAAAUUUACCAAUUAUGCUUGGACGCAAUACAAAAGCUUGUUUAGCGCUUUAUUUAGUGUUUACUAUUUCAUCUAGACAUGCAGAUAUUUUACGUUAUGGGUGGCAUUCAUUGUUAGACUGUUUAUUACAAUUGUUUCGUGCAAAUCUUUUACCCAAUGAACUACUUGAAUCACAAGACUUUCUAGCAUCGUCUCGUAAAGUUUAUAUAACUACAAAAGGCUGUAUACCUAUAAAGAAGGAAUCAAAAAAUUCACGUCAUUCGCACAGACGCCGUCAAAAAGCAUCCUGUUUACAAAACACUAAUAAUAAUCGUGAAUUAGGUGUAUUCAGUUCAUUCUAUCAAUAUUUAACUACUGGAUCUUCAUGGAUUGGUUCUGGUGAUGAAGAAGAUGAUGAAUUUAAAGAUGAUGAAAAUGAUAAUGAAGAUGAAAAUGAUGAGAUCAUUUUAAGUAAAGAUAUUGGAAUAUCUUCAUCACUUGAUUAUCAAUCAUUGAAGACGGCAAAUCCUGAUGAAAGCAAAUUAUUCAAUAAUAAUUUAUUAAUUAAUCAAAAUCAUUUAUUAUCAUAUGUUAAUCGUAGUCAGUUAGAUGCACAAACAUCUUCUCGAUUCGCUUCGGACAUUGUUAUUCAAUGUCGUAUUGAUCAGUUAAUUGAAGACAGUAAAUUCUUAGUUGACGCCUCAUUAACUGAACUAAUUAAGGCUCUGUUAUGUGCUACACGAGGAGAUUCUUAUACUACGCUUUCACAUAAUUUUGAUUCUAAUUCCGUUUUCUCUGUGGAAAGUUUACAGCAUGAUAAUUCUCAUCCCUCAGAUCGAUCGGUACAAAGUUCAUGUUUAAAUAUUGAUUCAGGUUUAUCAUCAUCAUCAUUAGCACCAAUCGAUUCAAGUUCUUUACCUAGUACCACCUUGACAGAGACUGAAGUAUCGAAUAUAGGCGUUUCAUCUCAAGAUCAGAGUCAACAUAAUUCAACAGUGCAUGUAUUUCCGCCUCCUUCUUCAGCAGCAUCAAUACAAUGGACUGGUAAUGGUAAUACAUUAUAUUAUUCACCAUUCACUGCCACCGGUGUUACUUCGUCGGAUGAUUGUCGUGUAUUCUGUCUAGAACUACUUAUUCGUGUAUUAAUGCGUAAUCGUGAUCGGUUGGUAUGUUUCUGGUCACUAGUCAGAUAUUACCUUGUUGAUUUACUGUUGUCUGCACGUUCUUCAAAUCUCCUUGUUGAAAGAGUGAUUGUCGGUUUCUUACGUCUAGCCAUCUGUUUAUUACGUCGACAUGAAGUAACCAGUCAAAUUUUUGCAACACUUUAUUGGUUAUUACUAAAUCAUGGUGAAUAUCUUAUGUAUUCUGUUAAUCUAUCAUCAUCAUCAUCAUUAUCAACAUUAUCACCACAAACAAGUAUUUCUUCGCCUAAAUUAUCGAAUUCACGUCAUACACAUAAAAAAUCUUCUACAUUCUUUGUUAACAAUAGUGGUGGUAGUAAUAAUUCAUCUUUAUUGUUAUUGUUUAAACAUGGUUCACGUGUUGCUCGACAAGUGAUUAAUGGUUUAACUGAUUUAUUAAGAAAUCAUGCUGCUGAUCUACCAGAUCCAACUACUGAUUGGAAACUUAUUUUUGGUUUAUUAGAGAUAUGUGGAGCUGGUCGAAGAGCUAAUAUGCUUUUAACGAGUACAACAGUAGCGAAAUGUAAUAGUGAAGAGAAGUUCUCAUAUUCUAGUUCAGAUAUUCCUCGAAAAAUGAGUGUAAACCAUCCUUCGAAUCCGUGUAAAUCUAGUCGUGGUUAUACAAGCGACAGUGAAACACAUCAUACUGUUCAUGAGGUUUCAGCAGUGGCAAGUAAAUCAUCUUUACACUUAUCCAGUUCGAAGAUGUCUGUAUCCGGAAAUGAUGGUGAACAAAUCCAGAAAAACUCAUCAUCAGAGGUGAUCGAAAAUGACACAACAGAUGUUUCAGAGUCAUAUGAAGUAAUCCAUAAGCUUCCUACUAAAAUGGCACAAACAACAUGGGAGAAAUCAUCUCUUCUUAUAUCUCCUUUGGUUUUAAGUUACGAAGUGGUGAUUGGUUCACGUGAUCCAGUAACUUUAGAACAAGCUGUUGACUGUUUAGCAUUUUUAAUUCGUGAUCCAGCCCACAUAACACCAGAUAACUUUGAGUGUGCUGUUGAAGCAUUACGUGUUUUUGUUGAAGCCUGCAUUAAUUUACCUCCAAGAAACGCAAAUAAUCGAGUUUUAUCUUCAUAUAAUAAUAAUAUUAAAACGGAAUCAGGACACCAUCGUCGUUCUGAUCAUCCAAAGUUUCCAACGAAUCGUCCCAAUUAUGCUUUAUCUGAUUCAGAUUCGGAUACUGAACAACAUCUUGAGCAUGGAAAAUUGAAGACAUCUGAAAAAGGAGUGGUAUUUAGUGAAACUGUACUUAGUCCUAUUACUAGUGUCAUUGCUGUACAGAUUCUAGAUUUGAUUAAUAUAUUAUUUACACGUGCCACUUCAAUAUACAGAGAAUGGACAAGAAUUAAUCCUGGUCAAUUGAAUUCAUCUAUUAUUGUAAAUGAAGAAUUAAUAAAUAAUCAACAAGAUAAUAUUGAAAUAUUGAAUACAAAUAUUAAUUCAAUCAAUUUAGAUCAUUUAUGGAAUAUUUGUUGGCGUCCAUUAUUACAAUCUACAGCUAGAUUAUGUUCUGAUAUACGUCGUGAUGUUAGAACAGAUGCAUUAACUUAUUUACAAAAAGCAUUAUUAUCACCAACUUUACAUUUAUUAAAUGGGAAACAAUGGGAGAAUUGUUUUAAUGAAGUAAGAGAAUAAAACUUUAUUUAACUAAUAUAUAUAUGUGUUUAAGGUAAGACUAUAAUUUAUGGACGAAGGAUUUUAGCGCGAAUUUCAUUCAUGCUGUAGGAUAAAUAGAGUUUUACCAUUAUAGCUGAUGUCUGUGGCAAGCCCAUUUGGCCACUGUAUCAUUUGUCUAUUCAUUGUAACUCAGACUCUUAAUUUACUAUGUUAAUUUCGGUGUGUAUGAUCGAAUGCAUGUCUGUACAUUAACUCUUAAGCUAUCCUCCUAUUGGUUUCAAUGUGCAGAUAAUCGAUAAUUUAUCCACACCCGAUUAACUCUCAAAAAUAUAUAUGGGUUUUAAACACACACACACACUCACUCUGUUUCAUCGUGUGCUUGCUCACCGUACGCUUGUGGAUUUUUAUUAAUCGUUAACAAUAAACUAUAUAACUGGUGUUCAGGCUUCUCAAUAAUCUCGAGUAAAUUCGCUAUUCUAUUAGGAGAUUAAGCCUACCUAAAAUACUCAGUUACGGGAUAUUAUUUAUUGGAGUCAGAUAUUGAGGACAUUAGCCUCCACAUAUUGGUUAGCCGCCGUUUCCACAUGUCAGUUCAUGAUGAAAGCCCCAAAUGUAAUUACUAAUCUUAAUAUUCAACUGUAAAUCAUAAUUGGAAUUCCUCACACAGGUUUAUAAAUCUCAUUUAGUCCUAGUUAUUAAGUGGACACUUUCAAUGUCAGUCUAGAGUCGUUUAAAGGUCGUCCAUAAAUUAUAGGGUCACUACUUUCAAGAGUAUUAUUAUUAUUAUUACUAAUGGCUUUAACCAAUAUUGUAUUGCCAGUUAGAUGUGAACAGUCCAGGAAUCGACAUCUGAAUAAUGUUCUUUUUUUUUUAGUGUAUAUUGCCAGCCAUCACGAUGUCGCUGAUUGUGCUUUUUUGUAACCUAUACGUUCCAUAAACGUAUCUGAAUAGGUUAUGCAAUUAAUUGACAUAAUGAUAUGUUAAAACAAAACAAAAAAAACACCGAUAACUUGUUGAAAUAUUCAGAUGUCAGGAGUAGAUAACCCAGAUAUUCAAACACGCCACCCUGGAAGUAAUCAAUAUUAAUAGGAAGUUAAUGAAUACAACUUUUUUCCGAAACCAAGUGGUUUAUUUUGAUUGAUUAAAAUACACUUUUAUGUGUUCUAAUUACCAUGCAAGUUCAUCUUUUGAUGAUGUUCUUUAUCUUAUUCCACACAUUAAACCAUAAAAUCAAUAAAUUCACUUGAUCUUAUUUUUACUUGUAUCUUCUCAUUGUUAUUUAGGACUACAAUUGAUCAGUCUCAUGUUGGCAUAUGUACAUUCUAUGCAGAUUACCUCUAUAUAGCUUUAAAUCACAAGCAUUUUAAAGAAAUAUGGAUAGUGCCUAGCCAGUGUAAGCAUAUCCAGCUGACGAGUCUCAAAUAGAAUGGAAUGCGCCACCAUUCAUCUUUGCAUAGAAUCAAUACUUUAAAAUGUUAUAACUUGAAUUUCUCUAUUGAGUAGUUAUUCAUUCAGUUAUUGAAAUGAAAUCAUUUUCUUCUACCAUUCAAUUGUCAUGUAUAAAUAAAGAAUUUGUUUCUUUUUUUUUUCAUAAAAAUAUAUUUUCCUUUAGGUUCUAUUCCCUUUAUUAUCCGGUUUCUUAGAAAGUAUUACACUUGAAGAAGUGUUUACAACGAAUUCAAGAAAUUUACAUGAUAUUAAUCAUAAUCAUAAUUACAACACUGGAUAUGCUCAUCAUUUACAUGCUGUUGAAUUUGCUGAUCCACGUAUGCGAGCUAUUCCAUUAUUAACUAAAGUUUAUUUACAACAUCUUCGUCCAUUAUAUGAAUUAGAUACAUUUAAUACAUUAUGGAUACGUAUACUUGCUUAUAUGGAACAAUAUAUGUUGGCUAGUAGUAAUUCGGAUUCAUUGACCGAUGCUGUACGUGAAUCAUUAAAGAAUGUGUUAUUAGUUAUGUGCACUGGAACACAUGAUCUCAAUCCAAUUCUAAUUAAAGAUUCUAAUCCAAAUUCAAAUUCAGCUAUUCUAUGGGAAUUAACUGAAAAACAUUUAUCGAGUUUUCUUCCUGAAUUAUUAGAACAAUUAUUUCCAAAUAAUUCACCAGAAACAAAUAUGACUAAUGUUAAUACUGAUUCAAAUGAUCCACCAGUUAUAACUGGACUUGAUGAUGAACUCACUCAUGAAUCGUCAAUGAAUAACGAUAAUGUAAAUGCAGUUAAUGAAGUUUUAUAUGCACAAACGUCAGAGUCAACUACUGAAACUAAAUCACAUAAUGACGUCAAUCAUCCCGAUACUCCUAUAAUGGUGGAACAGCAGUGUUCAAUUCAUGACACUAAUAAAUCAUCAGUGGAAUUAUCUGAAAUGGCAACAUCAAAGCAAAAUAUUUCAACAAUCUACAAUUUAUAGGAAGCGAAGGCAACAACAAAAUUGUUAGAUAUUAAUUAUCCCCGUUGUAUAUGAGGUGUGCACUUUUUAUUCUCUCAUGUAUAGAGCUAAGUCUUUCUAUCCUUAAAAAAAAUAAUCCGUUUUUAUAUAUGAUUAUUGUCUACUAAUAAGAAUAUCAAGUAGUAUAAUUAUCAUAGAAACAAUUUCCAUUUUUAUUAUUCCAAGUCGUGAUUGUGCUAGUUGUUUAUUCUCGCCCCCCCCUUCUAUCCAGUCACAUGAUUAUGAUCUAUUGAACGGUUUCUUAUGAUCUGAAUGUCAUAUUGUUUUCAUCUUAGAAUUUUAAAGGAAUCAUUUGUACAUUGGAGAAUGGAUAUAAAACACACACACACGUAUAUUUUUCGUUACUACCACUACUAUUACUACUACUACUACUACUACUGUACAAAUACUUUUUAGUAUUGUUCACUAUUUAUUUUUUAUGGUGAUCAUUUCCAUCAUUGUUUUCUUCUUUUUCUUUUUCUAAAUUGUUUCAUUCAUAAAUAAAAUUGAAGAUAACAAAA
This is a messenger RNA of Schistosoma curassoni, 8248 nucleotides long. The record is from the annotation of a GenBank genome assembly. Lineage: Eukaryota; Metazoa; Platyhelminthes; Trematoda; Strigeidida; Schistosomatidae.